Messenger RNA from Ambispora leptoticha, 1728 nucleotides. NCBI's taxonomy places the organism in Eukaryota, Fungi, Glomeromycota, Glomeromycetes, Archaeosporales, Ambisporaceae. The record is from the annotation of a GenBank genome assembly.
AUGAACCCCAAUGAUUCAUUAUCAGCAACAGGAAUAGGCGCGACAACAGGGAUGUCAUUGCUCUUACCCUAUGAUGUUUACGAUCCAAAUUCUCAUCUAACAUCAGUAUCAGUAUCGGGAACUUCGAAUGCUGUCAGCACAUCACCUGUUAAUGCGGAAAUGGAUGGAUUUCCGGAGGAAGGGGGGAAAUACGAUCUUGAUACUGUGUCUGUUUUCGUCGCGAAACUCUAUCAACUGCUGGACAGCGACGAAUAUAAAGAAUACCUUACCUGGAAUGACACGGGUGACGUGUUUGUAAUAUGUAAUAUGGAUGAAUUCGCGGCAAACGUAUUACCUAAAUUUUUUAAGCAUUGUAAAUUUACGUCUUUUGUUAGGCAAUUGAAUAUUUAUGGAUUCUAUCGAGUUUCAGAUGCACGUAAAUCUAAACAUGUUCGUAGUAAACAUGCGUGCGUAUUUUCGCAUCCACAAUUCCGUCGUAAUCGACAAGACCUGUUAACAAACAUCAAACGCAAAGUAUCAAAACCGAACAAAAAAAGAGCAAGACCAACAGAGUCAUCCUCAUCUUCAGUAGUGGGAAAUAACAAUAAUAGUAUGGUCACAUCUCCGGUGGAUGGAUACGAAACAGCAGCAUCAACUGGUUUAAAACGUGGUUUUCCAGAUGACAAAUCGGAUAACAACAAUAGUACGUCGACUUCACCCGUCGAUGCUACGAUAAAUCGUUUUUUAGUCCGUGCAUCAUCUGACGCUGGAAAAGACUACAUUCCAGGUGACGGCGGUAGCAAUAAUCAUCAUCACAGCAGUGAAGCUGAUUUUCUAAUGCACGAUAAAAUCGCAAAGUUAACCGCCACCACAGAUAACCUACGUCAAGAAAUGAAGGACAUGAGCAAUUUUGUUGCUGAUCGAUUACUCCCGGAAGUUAAACGUCUUGCUGAUGAUCUAAGCAAACACCAGAGUCAUCUUGUGGCAUUAACUCAAUUGGUUACUGCUUCAUACCCCGAUGGAAAUGCUUUAUUGGAGAAUGCAUUACGUAAUUUUCAUAAUCAACAUGGAUUUUCAACGACAGACGCUUCAUCAAAUUAUAUUAUUCCAUCAAGAAAGCGUAUACGAAUAGAUACCAAUAUGGAUACUGCCGCUGCUAAUGUCGAUAUAUCAUCUGGAUCAGGUGCUACGAUAAAAAAUGAACAUACAAUUGGAACCACAUCGAUACCAUAUGGUGGAUUAUACCCGAAUAAUUCUCAUUACAGCAAGAAUCAAGGUCAUCACACGCAUGAACCGAUAACCUCAACCACAGUCCCAUCUUCUAUCACAAUAGCAUCGUCGCCUCAUGAUUCACAUCCACAUCAUUCGCAUAAUUUUGGGAGUUUCGCAGGUUCGCUCAUGACCACCGGAUAUCAUCCACAAAAUAAUCCAACAUCACCGUCCACAUCGGUUCCUACGUCCGCAUCUACAGGUUUCAAUGAUUCAUGGAAUACACCAACAGCUACAGUAAUGAUACAAGAUCCUAUUGCGAAUUCAUCAAAAAUAAAUGAUGCAAAUAAUAAUAAUAACAGUAGAGGAAACAGUCCUCAUAAUCAGUCAAAUCAUCAUAGAGAUGAUAUUAUCGGAGCUCCUUCACCUCACUCACCUGAUGCUUCACCUCCAUCAGGGAACAAUUCCCUAACGAGUAUUUAUUCUCAAACUUCAAUAUUACCAAUGAAUAUGUAUGGAGCAAGUUUCGGAACUUAUUGA